Molecule: messenger RNA, 593 nt
Organism: Amphibalanus amphitrite
Lineage: Eukaryota; Metazoa; Arthropoda; Thecostraca; Balanomorpha; Balanidae
Product: cytochrome c oxidase subunit 7A, mitochondrial-like
Exons: 2
Coding region: 238-507 (89 amino acids)
Biological process (GO): mitochondrial electron transport, cytochrome c to oxygen
Source: RefSeq, a predicted model, not a curated record
UCCAUGGUAAUAAGUUGUAAGCAAAUCAAAAGUAAGCAUAUGACGUCAUUGUAAAGAAAACAGACCAAUGAACGAGCGGAUUUCAGGUGCUUAUCAAAUGACGUAGCGCUCUGGGAUUCGCUAGCGAACUUGUUGAACAUUUUGAUCUUUGAGAAAACCUUUCGUCCGCCAUUUGUCUUUCUUUCGAGCUCGUCGCUGGUCUGGAACUGAUAAAUUUCUUAUUCCCGCUCGACAGACAUGAACUUCUCACGGAUCGCUCUGCAGUCGGCGCGCCGGCUCACCACCUCUGCGGCGGUGCGCUCCUCGCCCAAGGACGUUCACCCUGGCUACCUGCGGCUGCGCGAACAGUACGCCAAGUUCCAGGUGCAGGACGGCGUGCCCGUCCACCUGAAGGGCGGCCCGGCCGACAGGAUUCUCGCCUCGCUCACCUACCUGCUGUGCGCGGUCGCGGUGGGCACCGUCAGCUACACGCUCUUCUACAAGAUGGCGUACCCGCAGAAGAAGUGAGCGGCGCGCGGCGGGGCGAGUGAAUGAAGGGGCGGGGAGCUGUAUUGUACUGGAAACAUAGGAAAUAUACACUGUGUACAGACGAA